AUGAGUGGAAACCGCUCCAGAAACGGAACUCUCGGUCUAGGAGUUCUACUACUUUUCCUAGACAUGACCAAAUUCGGGCUGAAAGAAAUCCCUCCCGUGACAUUGGUCGCCAUUUUGGGUCAAGUUUCCCUCUUCCUAGGGGUGAUUACGGUGCCCUGGGACAAGUGGGACGUCUGCCUAAGUGCUGACAAAGUCUGGAACUCUCUGGAAUUCCGGAGAAUGCUACUUUCCACGCUGGAACACGCGGACGACAUGCACCUCUACUUCAACAUGGGGUCCCUUCUGUUGAAGGGGUCAUUUCUGGAGAGAAAAUACUGGAGCGCUAAUUUUUCUAUACUGAUCUUGUUUUUCACGCUAACAACAAACGCAAUCUAUGUGUCGUUAGCUCUAGGGUUAUCAUACAUCCUCAACAACCCUGCUGUAAUGGAGUCUUGUGCGAUUGGCUUCUCCGGGGUUCUGUUUGCUUUAAAAGUGGUGACAACUCAAGAAAGUAGACCCACAUACAUGCAGAUUGAAGGAUUGUGGGUUGAUUCAAGGUAUGCCCCAUGGGUUGAGCUCAUAGCCAUACAUUUUGCGGUUCCCAACGCAUCGUUUUUGGGCCAUUUGGCUGGAAUUUUGGCGGGAGUUUUGUAUGCGAAAACGUUUGUGGGUAGACAUGUAGAUGAGGCGAUAGAGAAGUUCACCGGAAGAACUGUGGAACAUGAUGUGUAUUAUUAUAAUAUAUUCGAGGACGAUUAG
Molecule: messenger RNA, 738 nt
Organism: Nilaparvata lugens (brown planthopper)
Lineage: Eukaryota; Metazoa; Arthropoda; Insecta; Hemiptera; Delphacidae
Product: rhomboid-related protein 4-like
Exons: 1
Coding region: 1-738 (245 amino acids)
Cellular component (GO): membrane
Molecular function (GO): serine-type endopeptidase activity
Source: RefSeq, a predicted model, not a curated record